Molecule: messenger RNA, 3889 nt
Organism: Spirometra erinaceieuropaei
Lineage: Eukaryota; Metazoa; Platyhelminthes; Cestoda; Diphyllobothriidea; Diphyllobothriidae
Source: the annotation of a GenBank genome assembly
AUGAAUGCUCUGCGCACGCUUGGCUGUCGUUCCAUCUUCAGUCGUCUUCCGUUAGCUGCUUCGAGGUAGGCAAUAAAUUUUCUUCUACUUUGAACACCACAGCUCAAGAAUAUUUGGUUUCAGCACAGAGUCGGCCCAAACCACUGACAAUAAACCCGAACAGCCAGUUCCUCCUAAGCCAGAAAUCGAAACCCUCUUAGCCGAGAACAAGAAAGCCAUAGAAGCAAAAAAUGAAUUUGAAGACAAAUAUAAGAGAGCACUUGCUGAAGCGGAAAAUGUGCGCAAACGCAUGCUACGACAAGUUGAGGAGGCAAAGCUCUUUGGGAUUCAGUCGUUCUGCAAGGACUUACUGGAAGUUGCCGAUAUCCUAUCCAAAGCCACAGAAAGUGCCCCGGAAGAUCAGCUUAAGCCUAACGUAAACCCACACUUUUUCCAACUUCACGAGGGUCUAAGAAUGACAAACGCACAAUUGCUAAAGGUUAGUUUGUGUGUCGCCGUGCCUCAUUUUUUGUGAUAAUACUUCUGUGUGUAUUGCAGCUAUUUGUGCACGAGUUAGUAUAUAUCGGCAUGCAAAACCCAGGACGCCUUAUUUCGUUGCUAGCCAGGCUUUUUCUGUGUACGCGCGUCGCACUCGUCAUGCGGCUAGCAGCCGGUUGUAACUUUCCAGGCGCGUAUGCGUUUUCAUCUUUUUGAUGCACAUGCAAACUGCCUAUAUCCCACACGCGGUCCAUCAUGGGCUGCUGGCCCUUCUAAACCUGUAACGUCAUGCUGUCUUCCAUGUUAAAGCCUAUGUCUUUAUUCUCAUGCUUGUGACCUGCUUGGCAUCCCGGCUUGGGAGUUCUGCACACAAACGCGCUGUUUUAAUGUCACUCGGAUUAGUUAAUGUAGUCGUCGUGUACUUUCCUUCAGGCUUCAGAGGAGACUAAGGCACAUCGUCUUUUUUUGAACGCCAUGGCAUCUUUUUCGAAUGAGGACCGCAAUUAGAAUUCCUGACGGCACGAAGCCACCCCCUGAAGCGUUCGAGCCAUUAGGGUUUUACGCUAGAAUAACCGUUUUCUGCUGGUCGCGGUCAACACUGCCGUCCAGCACUUUAGUAGUAUCCCCAGUUUCCACCGUGCGCCUGUUCUCUGGCAGAAAUCACAGACCUCUACCAGUAUACACGUCCUGUCCCUUUCCAGCCGCCGUGACCGUGAAUAUUUUCCUUUUUCGGAAAAAGCUAUUUCGUGACCUUUGCGCCUAACUUAUAUUUCUGCCCAUGCUUUCAGUACUUUAGCGUUAUGUUUUUUUUUUGCCACGAACGGUCCUUUCAGAUGAGCAACAUACUUGCGUAUAUCUUGAAUUGUGAUUAGUUUGUCUACCACUGACGUCAGUAGGCCAUUUCUGUUAACAAGGCAUCUUGACCUUUGAAACUUACCUUGCCUUCAAACAGGGCUGGUGAUAUCACUCUCCUUGUCAUUGGGAUCGUGCAAAUUCAUUAGGUACAACAUUUAGUCAAACCCAAUGACGGACGUAUCUAGCCUCUGUGAGGCAUUUCGUCAAAAUUCCCGUCUCAGUCCACUUACUGGUGAUUGUUUCUGGCUGUAGUCGCCACUCCACCAGGAUCAUAAGUAAUGAGGAGUGCGUGUGUGCUUUAGUUAUAAUGCAUAUCACGCCACCGCCUAUUUUGCGUGUACCGCAUGACUUGCGUCUUGUGUCCCAACGCCCUUUCCAAGUGACUCGUGAAUGUGGUUUUUAGAGAGCUUUUCUAAGUCUUUCUUACCAUCUCUAAUUCCCUGUCCUCCUCCUGUACGGAGACGCCAACCAUGCUGCAGACUGUCUAAAAGGGUAUCUGCAGCAAUUUGCACACGUUCUUUGACGCUCAUCCACGGUUUCAGGGCUGUUAUUCUAAAUCGAAGGCUCCAGUCUUGCACAGCACCUGACUCACCGUCUUAGAAGUUAUUUAGACAGUUUUUGGGUGUAUGCUGUUCGGUCUUCGCCGCUCCAAGGGAGUUCAUCUGAUCGGCUACCGCAAAUCGUCGCGCAGGGGGCAUUAUUUAUGAUACACGCCAUAAACAAAACAGGCCGAGAAUCGAUUGAAGCCUGGGCCUCGGAUGAGAAUUCAGCCAAUCGAUCUAUCGGCCUGGCGCCGGCGUACAGAGCUCUGCGCGGUCACCUCCAGUUUUGCGCUGUCGGUCGAUGAUUGGCAUACACACCCUAUAACUGUCGCCCGUUCUGCUGUUGCUUCUAUCUCUGACGAUGGACUUCUGCACGAGUUCGAAAGCUCAGGACAAUAAACAGAAUGUUCUGGUGCUCGACCCUUCUUCUUCUUCACUUAGGCAUUAUUUCUGCCGGACAGUCCACGUGUAGUGUUACUUAGCCCGGACCCUGUCCUGUUUGAGCAUGUAACUUUUGACGAUCGUUCGGCGCUCACAGACAGGGGCGAUGCAGUGCUAGUCAUAAGGUUGUUUUUCAGCCAUGUCAUCCUGUUCGGGAUUUGAGCUUUAUCGUUUAGCACUGCCGUGGACUUUGUAUUAUCCUUAAAUCUAUGGUCUUCGACAAUAGUCUGCUAAACACCAAAAUGUUAUCAAGCACAUCGCGCCUGAAUGGAAGGGGAUAGCCGUCUGGCGUGAGUACCGUGUCAAUAUUUUUCGGCGCGCGCAGGUGUUAAAAUGCCUCCGUUCAUCGAAGUCUGUGGGCGGCCGCCUUGGAAAUUGACCCCACGUAUUUGCUUCCAAUUUAUGUCUUCGUUCUCAGUUGGGUUCACUUUCCGUUAUUCGGAGUGACCGGCAAUGGUACGUGUGAGGCGGCUCGAAUCGGUGUAGGCCUCAGGACCAAUAAGCAUGUUUUCCUUCGAGGACAGACAAGGCUGUCUGGCUAGUCUUCCCGUUGAUUAUCCAGCGUGUUCAUGAAUAGCUGGUAGUGAGAUGGUCUCCCGUGUAGAUUAAUUGCUGCCUAGAAAGGCUUUCAAUUCUGGCGAGUUAGCACUGACGCACCAACACUAGCAAUACCAGCAGGAUGUGGGAGGUUAAGGUCGGCCAGGCAGCCGCUCCGCUAAAUGCCAAUCAGUCUGAUGAGGGCACUGGCCACCAUAAAUCACCAUUAAACUCACCCUCCUUGUGACGUCUUGAGGACUGGACUUCUUUUCAAAAAGCACAUUGAGGACAGUGAAACCUACACCAAACUCUGAAAUCCCUAGUUUAGCUCCUAAACCGCAAAUCUUGACCAAUGCCACGACGUCCGCGGCAACCAGCGCGCCUGGACCUUUGUCAGUGAGGUUUUAUGGUGCUCUAAUGAUAGUCGCACUCACAGCACAGCAUCAGCAGCUGUUGCCGAUAGCAUAAAACAAGACCAGCUGCUCUGUCCUGCCGUGGACUGUUGACUGACUAACCCACCUUAGUUAGUAGACAGGUGCAAAUCGUAUGUAACUGGAAGCGUCUGCGUGUUUUCGCUUUCGCCAACUGUUUACUAAUGUGAUACCUCGAGUCACACUCGCCCGCAUGGUUCUACGUCUGACAGAGCGCCCUGCUUUCCUCGAUUCUGAUUCCCCAACGAUGCACAUAGAUAGGCAUUGUCGUUCUGUUUGUGUGCACACCAGUUACUCCCAGCAAGCGGACGCUUCGCUCGAGACUCCAUCCUGGUGCCUUUAGAUUUUGCUUUUCGGCACACAUCCAGUCCUGGUUUUCAUGGUCUCCUUUUCUGUCCCAAGGUUUUCGGGAAGCACAACCUGCACAAGAUCGCUCCUGCAGUCGGGGACAAGUUCGACCCAAACCUCCAUGAGGCCGUUUUCACGGUUCCCAUCGAGGGAGAAAAUCAACCCAAUACCAUCGCCAGCGUCACAAAAGUGGGCUUCCGCCUGCAAGACCGAACUCUGCGGCCCGCCUUUGUGGGUGUGUUCGUGACCUCAACCUAA